Vicia faba (fava bean) is the source of this 828-nucleotide messenger RNA. The record is from the annotation of a GenBank genome assembly. NCBI's taxonomy places the organism in Eukaryota, Viridiplantae, Streptophyta, Magnoliopsida, Fabales, Fabaceae.
AUGGAUUCAAUUCAAAAUAAAGUUCACUACUGUUGUGUUUCUAAAGGUAACCACGUCCUGUAUGCAUAUAGUGGCGGAAGUGAAGAAGUUGAGAAAGUCGCGACCCAGUGCUUGGAGGCCGCACCUUCUUUUCACAGGUGGUAUUUUGAGACAAUAGGUAAAAGGACUUAUGUAUUUCUAAUGGAAGAUGGAUAUGUUUACUUCACAGUUGUUGAUGAAGGUCUUGGUAACUUGGUAGUUCUUCGGUUUUUGGAACACGUUAGAGAUGAAUUCAGAAAGGUAGCUAGAAAAGGUUCAAGGGGUUUUUCGUCAAACAUGAAUUCGAUUAACAUUCAAGAGAAAAUGGUUCCUGUCAUUCGCAAUCUGAUCACUUCGUUAGAGAACGUCUCACGUAGUGGUAGUAAUUGGAGAGACGAAGCUUCCUAUGAUGGUCUGUCUCCAUCACCGAACAAUUUGAAUGGCCAAAUCGAAGGCGCUGUUUCAACAAAAGCCCCUUUAUUAGGAAAAUCGAGCAAACCAGAGAAAAAGAAAGUAAAGGAUCACGUGAUUGUAAUGAGAGAUGUUGAGUUAGAGGAGCAUCGGAAAUCUACAGAUAGAGGAGUAAGGGCCGAUUCAGGAAAUCUAGAUGGUAUUAGCCAAAGCAGCGUAGGUGCAUCUUCUUCUUUGCAAAAGGAUAUCAGUUCAAUGAGAAUGAGACCCGCCCCUCAAAACGUUCGCAAGAAAUGGUGGCGCCAAGUACGAAUUGUUCUAGCUAUCGAUGCAGCUGUAUGUAUAAUAUUAUUUGUCAUCUGGUUAGUAGUAUGCCGCGGUAUAUCCUGCAUUCGAUAG